AGCCGCAGCCGCAGCCGCAGCCGCAGCCGCAGCCGCAGCCUGGGGACAGAAGGCGGCGCCCGCGGGCGGCCGGCCCCGGCAUGGAGAAGCGGGCGGCCGCUGGGCCCGAAGGCGCGCCGGGCGCCCGGACGCAGCUCGCCGUCGUCUGCCUGGUGAACAUCGUUCUCACUGGGAGGCUCAGCAGCGCGGUUCCUGCCUUAGCUGCCUGUAGUGGGAAAUUGGAGCAGCACACAGAACGGCGUGGAGUCAUCUACAGCCCAGCCUGGCCCCUCAACUACCCGCCGGGCACCAACUGCAGCUGGUACAUCCAGGGUGACCGUGGGGACAUGAUCACCAUCAGUCGUCUCUGCUCCAACAGCUUCCGUAACUUUGACGUGGAGGAGUCCCACCAGUGCUCCCUGGACUGGCUCAUGCUGGGCCCCGCAGCCCCGCCCCGCCAAGAGGCCUUCCGGCUCUGUGGCUCUGCCAUCCCGCCUGCCUUCGUCUCUGCCCGGGACCACGUCUGGAUCUUCUUCCACUCUGACGCCUCCAGCUCCGGCCAGGCCCAGGGCUUCCGUCUCUCAUACAUUCGAGGGAAGCUGGGCCAGGCGUUCUGCCAGGCAGAUGAGUUCCGCUGUGACAAUGGCAAGUGUCUGCCUGGCCCAUGGCAGUGCAACACGGUUGAUGAGUGUGGUGAUGGCUCUGACGAAGGCAACUGCUCGGCUCCUGCAUCUGAACCACCAGGCAGCCUGUGCCCUGGGGGCACCUUCCCCUGCAGUGGUGCACGCUCCACGCGCUGCCUGCCCUCAGAGCGGCGCUGUGAUGGCACACAGGACUGUGGCGAUGGCUCGGAUGAGGCGGGCUGUCCUGACCUGGCAUGCGGCCGGCGCUUGGGUAGUUUCUAUGGCUCCUUUGCCUCCCCAGACCUGUUUGGUGCAGCCCGAGGGCCCUCGGACCUUCACUGCACGUGGCUGGUGGACACGCAGGACCCGCGGCGCGUGCUGCUGCAGCUGGAGCUGCGGCUGGGUUAUGAUGACUACGUACAGGUGUAUGAGGGCCUGGGCGAGCGUGGGGACCGCCUGCUGCAGACACUUUCCUACCGCAGCAAUCACAGGCCUGUGAGCCUUGAGGCCGCCCAGGGCCGCCUCACCGUGGCCUACCAUGCCCGCGCCCGCAGCGCUGGCCAUGGCUUCAAUGCCACCUACCAGGUGAAGGGCUAUUGCCUCCCAUGGGAGCAGCCCUGUGGGAGCAGCAGUGAGGGUGAUGUGGGUGACACAGGAGAGCAGGGCUGCUUCUCGGAGCCACAGCGCUGCGAUGGCUGGUGGCACUGCGCCAGUGGCCGUGACGAGCAGGGCUGCCCCGCCUGCCCGCCGGACCAGUACCCCUGUGAGGGUGGCAGUGGCCUGUGCUACACACCUGCUGACCGUUGCAACAACCAGAAGAGCUGCCCAGAUGGCGCCGAUGAGAAGAAUUGCUUCUCCUGCCAGCCCGGCACCUUCCAUUGUGGCACCAACCUGUGCAUCUUUGAGACGUGGCGCUGUGAUGGCCAGGAGGACUGCCAGGAUGGCAGCGAUGAGCAUGGCUGCCUGGCAGCUGUGCCCCGGAAGGUCAUCACUGCCGCCCUCAUCGGCAGCCUGGUCUGUGGCCUGCUGCUGGUCAUCGCCCUGGGCUGCGCCUUCAAGCUCUACUCGCUGCGCACGCAGGAGUACAGGGCCUUUGAGACACAGAUGACGCGCCUGGAGGCAGAGUUUGUGCGGCGGGAGGCCCCCCCGUCCUAUGGUCAGCUCAUCGCCCAGGGCCUCAUUCCCCCUGUGGAGGACUUUCCCGUCUACAGUGCAGCCCAGCCGCCGCCCCACUCUCCAGGCCUCGGUGCUACAGAACCUUCGCACAGCCAUGCGGCGACAGAUGCGCCGACACGCCUCCCGCCGAGGGCCUUCCCGCCGUCGCCUCGGCCGCCUCUGGAACCGGCUGUUUCACCGGCCACGGGCACCACGCGGACAGAUCCCACUGUUGACCGCUGCGCGCACCUCGCAAACAGUGCUGGGCGAUGGGCUCCUCCAGCCUGCAUCAGGGGCUGCCCUAGACCCCCCAGCACCCCUUCUGGACACAGGCAGCCCCGGGGCAGCUGGGGAUGGGUGCCCCGGCAUCCCUGGCCACACACCAGAGGUGGGACCUUCUGUGCCAAUCCCCUCAGGACUGCAGGACCCGGAGAGCAGACUGGUAGACAAGGACAGAAAGGCCUGCAGGGACCCCAUGGUGGACAGCCCAGCCCCUGCAGAAACACCUUGGGAGCCUUGCUCAGCCCAGGACUCUCACCCCCCAGCCCCUGCUGCCAGCAGCACUCUAGGCCCCCACCCACCAGAGCCACUGGCUGUCUCUCCCCCCACCUGCUCCCCAAUGCUGGAGGCCAGUGACGACGAGGCUCUGCUUGUCUGUUGACUGCCGGACACGCUGGAGACUGCCACAGCCCCGCUUUGUAACCAGGGAAUACACAGUCAUUUCUA
Manis javanica (Malayan pangolin) is the source of this 2483-nucleotide messenger RNA. It is a transcript of the gene LRP3, whose product is annotated as LDL receptor related protein 3. The record is from RefSeq and is a predicted model, not a curated record. Gene Ontology annotation, molecular function: protein binding. Gene Ontology annotation, cellular component: plasma membrane. NCBI's taxonomy places the organism in Eukaryota, Metazoa, Chordata, Mammalia, Pholidota, Manidae.